ACAGAAUUCACCUAGAGAGGUACAGUCGAGAGAACAGUUAACGCAUUGUUCCUUAAAUCAAAAUCUUUCCGAAAGGGUCAUUCUUUUGCUGAUCCAUUCUCUGUCACGAGAAAAUUGAGCAUCCUUCAAUUUUCGAUAAUUGUUAGAACAUUCGUCCCAAGUCCAUUUUCCUCUCCAAGACAAAGGAGAAGAGAAGGAAGGCCCUUAAAGCUUGAACGGUGCAAAAGAGAGGCUCUCCCGCGCGAACAUUACAUAACGCCGCGACAACUCGACAACCACUGACGUACGUUUCGUAAUCGCCUGAUUCUUCUCGCGCAACCGGUGUCGAAUGAUACUCCAGAAUCGGACCAUUCUAUAAAGUCAGUACGUCUUGAAAGCCAUCCGAGUCAACAAUGUCUGGUCCGGUAUCCGAGUUCUUCGCUGGGCGAACAGUUUUCAUCACGGGUGGAAGCGGAUUCCUGGGCAAAGUCUUGAUCUUCAAGCUCCUCAAAUCAUGUCCGAAAAUCGGCGAGAUUUGGCUACUGAUUCGGGAAAAGCGGGGUCAGACUCCGGAGGAGCGGCUCCAAGGCAUCUUGAAGUCUCCCAUGUUCAAGGAAGUCGAGGGCAGUCUGUCCAAAGUCAAAGUUAUCACCGGCGAUGUCUCCGAAAAAGGUCUGGGAUUGAAACCGGCAGACAGGCGGAAAGUGAUUGAGAACAUCUCGGUGGUUUUUCAUUCAGCGGCCACCAUCAAGUUCGACGAAGUUUUGACCAAGGCUGUAUUCUUGAAUGUGCGAGGCACCCGGGAUCUGCUAAAUUUGGCCAAGAAUAUGGUCAAGCUACGUGCAUUCAUUCACGUCUCUACAGCAUAUUGCAACUGUCACACGUCCAAAAUCGAUGAAAGUGUACUCUUCGCUCCCCCCAAGGCGCAAGACAUCAUCGAAAUGUGCGAAACUGGAGACCAUGAGGUCUUGAACUCUCCCGAGAAGACACUUGAAAUCAUAGGAGAUCGUCCAAACUCCUACACAUUCACAAAAGCCAAGGCCGAAGAAUUGGUCUUAGAGGCGUUUGAGAAAAUUCCAACUGUCGUUGUACGUCCUUCGAUCGUUGUCGCCGCCCUUCAAGAACCAUUCCCCGGUUGGAUUGACAACAUGAAUGGACCUACAGGCAUGGUUGUCGGAGCCGGGUCAGGAUUUUUACGAACGAUGAAAGUGGAUCGCGAAUGCAAGGCCGAUUUGGUUCCCGUGGAUCAAGUGAUCAACCUUCUCUGUGUAGCAGCUGAGAGAAUGAGUGAAUCUCGAGCCCCAAGCCUUCCGGUCUACAACAUGUGUUCGGGCGACCUCAAUCCAAUUUUGUGGGGUCAAAUUGAAAGUAUAUUCCAACCAUUUCUGUUGGAAUACCCUCCCGAAAAGAUGUUUUGGUAUCCGGGUGGAUCCUUCAAGAAGUCUGCCGUUGUGGACAUGAUGUGCCAGAUCGCGUUCCAUUACAUACCAGCGUACCUAACCGACCUUUGCAAGGUGGCCAUGGGACAAAAGCCAUACAUGGUGAAUAUCCUGAACAAGAUGGUCAAAGCUAUUGCUGCGUUGGAGUACUUCACCAAUCGAGAGUGGGAUUGGUCCACUAAAAAUGUGAGGCAACUGUGUGAAAGUUUGGAACCCAAGGAUAGGAUCACAUUCGAUUUUGAUGUGAGGGCGGUGGACUGGAAAUCGUUUCUGAGAAGCUACGUACAAGGUACGCGUCACUUCGUCCUCAAGAACGACCCCAACUCCAUGGGAGAUUGUAGGAAAAAGCUUCAGAUCCUGAAAUUAUGCCAUUACGGCCUUCAAGUGAUCAUGUUUGUUAUGAUCUUCAACUUUUUCAAAUACCUUCUGAGCUUCAUUUAUUAGACCAUCAUCGAACCGGUGAAUAUUGUUUCUUUUGCUGUAUGACAUUUGGGGAAAUGUAUGCCUUCCUGAAAUAAAAAAAACCAUCAUCUAACUCA
Tigriopus californicus is the source of this 1957-nucleotide messenger RNA. RefSeq names its product putative fatty acyl-CoA reductase CG5065. Gene Ontology annotation, molecular function: alcohol-forming very long-chain fatty acyl-CoA reductase (NADP+) activity. Gene Ontology annotation, cellular component: peroxisome. The record is from RefSeq and is a predicted model, not a curated record. Lineage: Eukaryota; Metazoa; Arthropoda; Copepoda; Harpacticoida; Harpacticidae. Gene Ontology annotation, biological process: long-chain fatty-acyl-CoA metabolic process. The coding region runs from base 393 to 1862 and encodes 489 amino acids. The transcript is spliced from 2 exons.